GCCUGCAGAACCACCGGAACAGGGACAACUCCGCCAUAAUACGUCCAGACUGUUUACAUAGAGCGCCAGGGAUCUUGUAGAUAUAUACUCCCCCUAGACUUGUUGCGCGCAUCGAGACACCGCUUUACACCACAGCAUUACAAAGUAGUAGCCUGCGCAACCGGACAACAACGGACAACACAGCCUACAAGAUGGAUGUGCAGCUGUACGUGUACGACCUUUCUCAGGGCCUUGCACGUAGCAUGUCACAACAGUUCCUCGGAACACAGAUAGACGCCGUAUACCAUACAUCCGUCGUACUCGAAGGCAUAGAAUACUUCUUCGGACAGGGUGUGCAGACAUGUCAGGCAGGAGCUACGCAUCACGGGCGACCGAUGGAGGUUAUCAAGCUUGGUUCGACCCAGCUGCCUAUCGAGAUUAUACUUGAAUACCUGGAGUCGUUGAAGGAAAUUUACACCGCUGAGUCGUACGAUCUGUUUCUACACAACUGUAACAACUUCUCCAACGACUUCGCUAUGUUCUUGGUCGGCAAAGGAAUUCCGGACCAUAUCACGUCCCUCCCUCAUACAGUGUUGAAUACGCCGUUUGGACAGAUGCUUCGCCCUCAGAUUGACGCGGCCAUGCGACCGAUAACGCAAGCACCCACACCUCAACCCGCGACACCAGUCCGACCUCAAGCUUCGAGCGUGAACACACACAAUGGGACAGCACCUGCAGCUCUCUCACCGGGCUCCGAUAGUGCAUUGGAGGCAAAUACGGGCAGAGUCAAUAACGUGACAGCGAUAAGGGAUGUUGAUCGCCUCCUCAACCUAGGGAAAGACCGCUGCGCCAUCAUCUUCUUUACAAGCUCGACCUGCGCCCCUUGCAAGCUCGUGUAUCAGCCGUACGACGACCUUGCAGCCGAAGCAGGCUCCAAGUGUAUCUUCAUGAAGAUCGACUUCAGCUAUGCCGAUCGCUCCAUCAAUGCGCGCUUCCCACAUGUGCGGGCCACCCCCACCUUCAUAACGUUUGUGCGGGGCGAGAAGCGGGAUGAGUGGAGUGGAGCGGAUCCAAGGCAGUUGCGGAGCAAUGUUGAAAUGUUGCUAAAUGCUGCAUUUCCGCCCCAUCCACAUCUUGAAAGGAGUACGCCGUAUUUGCUAAGACAGAGUCAACGACCCAUUACCUACCCAAAAGUUCCACCGUUGGACAAAUUGGUCGCGAAGAUGGGAGACUUGGGCAACGACCCUGCGGUUUCAUCGAUCGUGUCUUUCAUCAGCGCGCGUGACAAAUCUGGAGCCAUGGAAGCGCCUUUACCCAGGAUGCCACAAUUCGCAGAGUUCUUGAGAAAGAGUACCUCCGUGCUUCCGCCAGAACUCCUCUUCACAGCCUUGGAUCUGCUGAGAAUCACGCUCACCGAUAUCCGUGUAGCUGGCUUCUUCGCUGAAGAGCACAAAGGCGCAACGGGCACGCCUGCAACUGUGCACCAUCUGCUGAGCCACGUUGACAAACUGGGAAAUUCUGCACCGUAUCCGCUUCGACUUACAACGUUGCACUUAGCAUGCAACCUCUUCACCUCUCCGCUCUUCAUACCGCAUCUGCUCGCCCAUCCACUAUCAUCAACUCUGAUCUCAAUCCUCACAACUGCCCUCCUCGACGAGAAGUACCCCGCACUCAAAGCCUCAGCACUCAGCCUAGCUAUGAACAUCGCGUCCUCAAACCACCAGAUUCGGAUGAAAAAGCACAGCGUCAACGUCUCCCAUUCUCUUCCCGGUGAAUGUGAACUUGUCGAGUCUGAACAGGUCGAAGUCGUUGCUUCGCUUCUAGAGACUCUGAGCACGGAGGAGCAAUGGAGCGACAACAAGAAGAUGGGGCUAAUCUGUGUGGGGUGGUUGGUGUACGCUGCGGAUAUGGGGGGCGAGCUAAAGGAUUUGUGGAAGGUUAUGGAUGCUGCGGGUACGGUUGGGAAGAUACAAGCAAAAGCUGCCGAGGAUCGCUUGUUGGUUAAAGAGGUAAAGAGUUUAUUGGAGGCUUAGGUCGUGUGUAGAGCCAUGAUUUCUUUUCUGGAUAGUGGUUCAGAAUGCUAUCCCUCCACCCUCCACUUCCAUGCGAUCUUGCGCCAUGCUUAUUUCUGAAAGAUGACGCGGCCCAACAACCGAAGUACUAUGAAGGUACAGAAGCAGAAUGUAUGUGGGCGAUGAUUCGAAGUGCCUACUGCCACUUUCAAACACUUUAAACUAAAUAGGUAAUAUCAAUAUAAUUGUAGAUCGGCAAGCAUUGUUUCUCUCGGGGCCGGCUACGGGGCUGUCUUCUGUACCGUUGGUUUCCCACCUUUACGUCGCAUUGCAUUCAGCUCUUUUCGCCGGUCGAAGAACGCACGCCUAUAUCAUGUUAGCUAAUCUCGAAGAUGCUAGUGAGACCUGUGUCCAUCGAUCUAACAUCCCAUGGUCUUCACCUCUUCACUCCUGAAACUCACCUUGAUCCCUUUGAAGCCAGCCUAUCAGCUGCCUCAUUC
Molecule: messenger RNA, 2491 nt
Organism: Cucurbitaria berberidis CBS 394.84
Lineage: Eukaryota; Fungi; Ascomycota; Dothideomycetes; Pleosporales; Cucurbitariaceae
Product: DUF862-domain-containing protein
Exons: 3
Coding region: 192-2012 (606 amino acids)
Biological process (GO): protein modification by small protein removal
Molecular function (GO): peptidase activity
Source: RefSeq, a predicted model, not a curated record